ACUAAUACCUUUACAUAAAACUCACAUUACAGCUGAUGCCUGAUGCUGAUUCCUGAUUACGUAGAUGCUACGUAACUACAUUGAAGUGACGGUCACAGACCAUGGCCAAUUAAUCAAGUAGACGUCUGAUGAUUCGCGUGGGACGAAAAAGCCUACUGUCACGGUUUCCUAUUAUGGCACUCUUCAGAGAGGACGACACCACCAAGAAAAUGUCUAUUGACAUUGGAGGGAUGCGUAAACCAUACAAAGGAAAAAAUGAGGCAUUUACAGAAGAUGACCUUGUGGCCAAAGAACCAAUUGCACAGUUUCGAGAAUGGUUUGAUCAAGCAUGCAGUACCCCUGGUAUAAUAGAGGCCAAUGCAAUGUGUUUGGCAACAUCUACCAAGUGUGGGAAACCAUCUGCUCGUAUGGUAUUGCUCAAGGGAUAUGGAAAAGAUGGUUUUAGGUUUUUCACCAAUUAUACUAGCAGAAAGGGGGAGGAGCUGACAGAUAAUCCCUUUGCAAGUUUAGUGUUCUAUUGGUCUUACAAUGGUGAGGAUAUAUCCUGGGCAAGACAGGCUGAGAAUCCUCAAGCUAGCCUAUGUUUUUAUUGGGAACCUCUCAUGAGAUCAGUUCGAGUUGAAGGAACUGUUGAGAAAUUAAGUGAGAAAGAGUCUGAUGAUUAUUUUCAUUCACGUCCUCGCAGCAGUCAAAUAGGAGCUUGCAUCAGCCCACAGAGUAAGGUUAUUGAUGGUCGUCAUGUUUUAACAGAGAGAGAGCAAGAGUUAUCAGAAGAAUAUAGAGAUGAGAAAAAGAUCAUUCCUAAACCGGAAACAUGGGGUGGUUUUCGUGUAGUCCCUGAGGUAAUUGAAUUCUGGCAGGGACAGACCACGCGCAUCCAUGAUAGGAUAUGUUUUAGGAAGCCCCUACCUGAUGAAGUGCUAAAUGAACAGUUAACCAAACAAGGAGAAGAUGGAUGGGUUUAUGAACGCCUGGCUCCUUGAAGUUGAUUUUGUAAAUAAUUAUAGAAUAUUAACACAUUAUUGAGGAAUUUGUAAAAGUAAGUUAAGUACAUUAUUUUAUUUAUACUAAAUAUUUUAUUGAUGUGAAGGGUUUGAUGAUUGACUUAUUCAGUUCUGUAAAUCAAAAUUAGCUACAAAAAUUUUGCACAUCAAGUCAAGUACAAUGUGCAGAGCUUAUAAAGCAGUCAGGGAAAAUGUAAAUGUUUGCAGAUUUGGAAUCUGGAUCAAUGGGUUUAAGAUUACAGGAGCACUUAAUCUUCUCUUCCAUACACAGACAUCAAAUCUUGUCAGCAUUUUACUUACAGACAUGGAAGAGAGGGAGAAUAAAGGUGUGUUCACAUGGUCGAACAAUGUACGACGGACAAACAUUAUUACCAAUUAACAAUUGUCUGCCGGUCUUUGCCUUGUGAGCAGAGUAAAAACAGUUGUAUACAACCUCAUCUGGUAUCACUGUUUGUUGCCAGAUCUACUUCCAUCGUUUCAACGCUUAUGACGUCAUCCUGCUUCGCCUAUGAUACGGUAACAAUGUUUGUCCGUCGGACAUUGUUCGACCGUGUGAACGCACCUUAAAGUGAAAGUAGUGAAAAUUUUGUGCCAUAAUAGCUUGAAAUAAGGUGCUUGUGUAACAGCAUGGAAGGUCAUCACUUAAACUUCAACGGUUGAUUAAUAAGACUGUUAAAACACGAGAAGGUUGUCUAAGAUUAUUCUCUCAAAAGAUCUAAGAAUAACAUGAAUUGGCAAUAACAUAUAAAGUGUAAUCUUGAGUUGCCAAAUACAACUCAUGACACACUAGAGUUCACAAAGACUUUAAUAGCACAUUGGGAUAUGAUUUUAUGACACACACACACACUGUAGUUCACAGACUUUAACAGCAUACUGGGAUAUGAUUUUACAAACAUUUUAACAUAAGUUACACUCUAAUACAAAAAAUAAAAAAACUGGUGAAUAACUUGCCCUCUUGAUUACAACACCAUCAUUCUGCAACAAAUCUGACUAUGUAUUAACAGUAACCAAAAUAUUAUCCAUACAGGUUCAAGAUUUUUGUAAUAUUUAAUUCACACCAAGUCAAGCUUCAACCCUAUAGUUUGACCUAUGGCUUCUCAAUACCCAGAUGACUUGUCCACACUUAAGUAACAAUUAUUGGUAUUCCCAUCACAAUAUCUAUCCUUGAUUGCUUGUUAAAGAGACUAAUCUGUGAGAAUUGUAUGUUAUUAACUUGUUACUGUCAUUCAAAAAGUUUAUUACUAUUGGGAACAUCUGUGACAGGUACUAAACUACAGAUUUUUUGUCGAACUCUAUUCCUGUUUCCUGGAUUUACAGAUUUGGUAUGGAUUAGCACAAACUUAAGCUCAAUAUUACUUGUACAGUAUUUAUACCAGGCCACCAUGAUACUAAGUGGUGGACAAUUUUUUUUUAAAAAACAUUCAUUCCAGUUCCAAGGUCCCUUUAGCCAUUGAAACUGUAGUUCCCCCUCAUUUUUUUUCUUUUAGGUUGUCCAACCUUAACUUUCACCAGUUCUCACUACUAAAAGGAAAUUCCUCAGGCUGUCAUGUAAAAAGUGAUGUCUUUAAAUAUUUUUCCGUUUUCUUUUAUUGCCAUUUCAUUUAACAUUUUCUUCCAAGUUUUGCAUUAGUAAUGUUAGUAUUCAGUUUUCUUUGUCUAUUUUCAGUAGCUGUAGUUAUUAUAUGACAGCAAAAGUUAUAUCUAGAGAAAGUUUGCCUCAUUUUGUAUAACAAAUGCUGCAAGUACUAGUGACAGUCUUCUAUUCACUGGUUGCCAACAGUUUAUGCAACAUAUGGUGUUUUGUAAUUAUACAUUUUUUCCUUACUUAACUGCUUUUGAGAUUUAGUUCACCAGAACAUUUUUAUGGUAAUUACUUAUCAGACCACCGAGCUGAUUCACAGCUCUCCUAGGGCUGGCCCGAAGGAUUAAGAUAUUUUUAUGUAGCAUAUAGUUUAGUGUGGGAUCUGAACCACAUUAUAUCAAGAAAUGAAUGUCUAUUCAAUAAAAGUAAAUUCCUUUAAUUCCACAUUGGCAGAGCGGGGCAUUGAACUUGCGACUACCGAAUUGGUAGGCGAGCACAUAAUUUGUCCAACGAGGAACUAACAGAUGUACCGACACUGUUUUAAUACAGUUAGUAGCAAUGUAGAUGUUAAAAGUUUUCAAUAUAAUAAGAAUUUAGUAAAUAUGUAUGGCAUCUAUUAAUAGUAAUGUAUAUAUGAAAAGUUUUCAAUAUAAUAAUUUAAGCAUCUAUGAAGAGAGCAAACCCAAAAGAGAAGACUGCAGAAAAGUAGCUAAACAUGGUUAAUAAUAAAUUAAUAUAGUCAUAGAAUAGAAUUAUACAUUAGCUGUACAGAAACUUGUUUUAAUACAGUUAGUCUAACUGUUGUAGCUAUACCUAAUGUAAUUAAGUAACUUCAUACAUAUAAUGUUUAUACUUAAUUACUAAACCUACUAAGUUAUGUUUGAGCAUCAGUUCAGAAGGCAAUACCAGUUGAACUGCAGAAAAGUAGCUAAGCAGGGUAAGAAUAAAUUAAUAGUCUUAUAAUUAUACAUUAGAACAAUGCUUUCAGUAUUCUACUCUCAACAUGUGUGAAAAAUUCAUAACAAACUCUAAAAAUUCCCGGUACUUUUUAGCAUUUUACUGCCUUGUUUGUUAUUUUCAAGAAUAAAUUAAUAGUGUCUUAUAAUUAUACAUUAGAACAAUGCUUUCAGUAUUCUACUCUCAACAGGUGUGAAAAAUUCAUAAACUUUAAAAAUUCCAGGCACUUUUUAGCAUUUUACUGCCUUGUUUGUUAUUUUCAAGUAACAAGGAAAUGUAGUGCAGCAUUAUCUAAUGCCCUUUGGAAAGUUCUGAAACUGUAAACCGUAAACCUCUGCAGCAUCAACCACAAUAUUCAUUCUGUUUUUACAUUAAAAACUUCAGCAAGUUA
Macrobrachium nipponense is the source of this 3934-nucleotide messenger RNA. RefSeq names its product pyridoxine-5'-phosphate oxidase-like. Bases 129 to 983 code for a protein of 284 amino acids. The record is from RefSeq and is a predicted model, not a curated record. The transcript is spliced from 8 exons. NCBI's taxonomy places the organism in Eukaryota, Metazoa, Arthropoda, Malacostraca, Decapoda, Palaemonidae. Gene Ontology annotation, molecular function: pyridoxamine phosphate oxidase activity; FMN binding. Gene Ontology annotation, biological process: pyridoxine biosynthetic process; pyridoxal 5'-phosphate biosynthetic process.